AGCCAUUUGGGCCCAAGGCUGCGCGCUCGCCGCGGUCGGGCGCGGCCGGUGCGGAGGGCGCAUCGGCAGCAGGGCCGCCGCACGUACGGCGGCCUGGCAGGGCGCGCUCGCGGCCUCAUGGCGAGCACGUCGGGCGCGGCGCUGCUCCGGCACUUUUCCGAGGCCGCCUCGGGCGCGCAGCCUUCUGGCCAUAUCCAAUCGAAGCUCUGAGUGCGGUGACGAUGACGCUUCCCGUGUCCUAUGGCUGUUGGUUGCUGUGCAGCGCCAAUGUCGCGUCAGCUGGGGCGCCCUGGAUGAUCGUGGCCUCGCAAGUGUGCCAUCUGCCUUUCAGCAUGGCCUACCACAUCUGCUGUGCCCGCAUUGCCUCUGGAGUGCCUGUGGACGACACGCCGUAUCGCUGUCUGGAUCAGUCCGGGACCCACGUCAUGGCUACGAUUACUUUUCUUUGCCUCUCGCAGUCUGGAGUCUUCACUUUGGUCCUGGCCCUGCCUUGGAACGCGUACUGCAUCUGCAUGCUGUGGCUCCGCGCGAAGACAGAGGUCCGGUACUCGCGGUUCGUGCGCAUGUUCGUGUCAGCUCUUUUAGCACUGUCGCCCAUGGCAUUCAAUGAGCAGUGGCGCAACUGGCUUGGGAGCAUGUUCUGCUUCGCAGCGGGGUCCGCCCUGUUCGGGCUCGAUGCGCUCCUCGGUGGUUGGGGGCAUCCGCUGAUGCACGUUAUGGGGGUCCCGUACAUUCAUUACAUCCUUACCGCAGCAAUCUAGCGGGAAGGCCACGUGCCUCGGCCCGCGCGGGCUAGCAUGGCGUGGCAAGAUUCUGGCAGCGCGCAGGCUUUUCGCCCAGGCCGCUGCCAUGUCCUCCUCUCCCUUUGCCUUUCCUCCGCCUCGGUGGUUCUAUCUUUCUACAUGUAGUCGAAGACGCAUACG
This is a messenger RNA of Prorocentrum cordatum, 923 nucleotides long. The record is from the annotation of a GenBank genome assembly. Lineage: Eukaryota; Dinophyceae; Prorocentrales; Prorocentraceae.